CCCUCAUUGGCGCACUGCCUUUCAUGGCUGCCUUCCCGGGACGACGUCUUUGUACGAAGCUCCAAACUCUGACUUGCGCAGGCCUACGUCAGCUCCCCAAACAACGCGUAACCGCCUGAUUCUGGACCAAUGGCUAGUGAAAGGCUCAACAAGCGGCUGAAGAUGCUGAACGGAGCUCCAUUGACCACAAAUCUCGACUGGCAUGAGAUUGCAUUGACUACGGAGCUAGUUCCUGCUGUCGCGGGCUUCCUGAACAAGACUGUGACAGCAGCUAAGCGAAAUGAGUCCUCGUCAGAUGUCAAGUGGCGACACAUAACAAGUUCGCCCACACGUCUUAGGUCUGGAUGGUCUCAGCCCUACCUUCCACAGGGCGGCAUCUGCUUCACCGAACCUAGCUUCUCCUUCUCGGCUCCCAAUCCGGGACAGUCGUUAGAAGGAGAUGCAGAAAACUCGACUUUUUUGGAAACGACGAAUAGCUUUAAUUCCACUUACACAGAAGUCGAUGCCUUCCUCCGGCAUUCUCUUGUUUUUCAUGAUACCCUUUUAUCGUCUCAACUCACGGAUCCUCUCGCCGUCGACCAACCCAUUUCCUCAUCUUCUUUUCUCACCUCUUCAUUCGGUACCACAGCGACAGGGACGAGUAGCCCAUCAAGACAAGAGAGUUCCAACAUCACCCUGUCGAUACCACAUGCAUUGACAAUAACAUCCCUCUCUUCUCUUCCAUCGCCAGAAUACCUCAGGUCAAUACAUCCCCAAACCCCAACGCCGAAUCUUCUGUCCGUCCUGACCUCCAUGGCUCCUCCUCGCGACAUCCUAGUCCGGAGGGGUAACUAUCCAAUGAAGCUCCAAGAGAUCACUGUGGCAGACGAAACCGAUUCGGAAUUUACAAUCUCAUUCUGGCUCCGCCCUUGUAAGGCCGCUGGUGGAAGUGAAGAGGAUCCUCAAAGGGAUCUACGGGAUCUACUUGGGAGCCUCAAAGUCGGCGACAUUCUCCUCUUACGCAAUAUCGCGCUCAACAUAUUCCGAAACAAUGUGUAUGGUCAAUCUCUUAACCCUACCAUUUCUCGGGCGAGAACAAUGAUCGAGGUACUGAAGAAAGCCGACGGAAGGCCUUUGGCUCCCGAUUUACCUCCCACACUUAAAGAAAAGUUUGAGAAAGUUAAGAAAUGGGCUAGUACCCAUGUUGUGCCCGACUAUUCGAACGAACGAAAAAGGAAAAGGCUAGAGAUUACUUCGAAGAGUUCUGUCAGAGAAGAUGAAAGUCUUCCACCAGAUACUAUGGAAGCAUGAUAAAUCUCUAAUUCAAGUCACAAGAUUGAACGCUAUUGACAUAAUCCCGGAGUCUCGCAAGCAAUAUAGGGAAAGUGAAACCUAGGUGGUUUUCUGUGCUCUGCGUCAAGAUAUUAUAGGGUCAAAUGACUAUUUUUAUGCUUGUCAUUUGCUUGACUGUAGCGGACGUUUCUGGAGGAUGCAAUCAAGUUUACGAUUACCAUUAGAAUGAAAGGGUGGGCGAGUGGUGGACUUGUUUCAUCCACCUACCCCUCCAACAAAUGUCCUGUUCCAGCCCC
This is a messenger RNA of Lindgomyces ingoldianus, 1568 nucleotides long. RefSeq lists its product as uncharacterized. The coding region runs from base 130 to 1290 and encodes 386 amino acids. The transcript has a single exon. Lineage: Eukaryota; Fungi; Ascomycota; Dothideomycetes; Pleosporales; Lindgomycetaceae. The record is from RefSeq and is a predicted model, not a curated record.